Molecule: messenger RNA, 788 nt
Organism: Nicotiana tabacum (common tobacco)
Lineage: Eukaryota; Viridiplantae; Streptophyta; Magnoliopsida; Solanales; Solanaceae
Product: NADH dehydrogenase [ubiquinone] 1 beta subcomplex subunit 10-A-like
Cellular component (GO): respiratory chain complex I
Source: RefSeq, a predicted model, not a curated record
AUUCACUCACCAUCUCACUCUAAUCCCUACAUUGCAAAAAUCAAUUUCACAGAAGAAGAUUUCAAGCUAACCAAAAAUGGGGAGGAAAAAGGGAGUAGAGUUCGACGAAGGAGCACCCGAUGAUUUCGACCCGAAUAACCCGUACAAGGACCCGGUAGCUUUCUUCGAGAUGAGGGAGCAUUUGGUGAGGGAGAAAUGGAUCGACAUUGAAAAGGCUAAGAUCCUCCGCGAAAAGCUCCGUUGGUGUUACCGUAUUGAAGGUGUGAAUCACCUUCAGAAGUGUCGUCACCUUGUUCAGCAGUACCUUGAUGCUACACGUGGCGUUGGGUGGGGCAAGGACCUUCGUCCCCCCUUUAUGCACGGCCCAAAGGUUGUCGAAGCUGUCGAGUCCGAGUGAGACCCUUUUCUUAGGUUUGUCUUUCCAGUUAAAAGUAUAAACUUCAGAGCUUGUUGGGCUACCAACAGUGCAUCACUGGUGAAUUUGAGUGUAUCACUGUUUCUGUCAUUCGCUGCUCUAAGACCUGUUUUAUAGUUUCCUGUCUUGUGAAAGAUGCCAAUGGUUUGCAUUGGCUUUAACUUCAGCCUUUUGCUCUUUUGGGGGAACAUUUAAUUCAUACUGGAAAUAAAGAAGAAAUGUUCAUGCUCUUUCCUUGUUGGUCUCGGCUUGUACUCCAUACUUGCCAUAAAUGUGAUCAUAUCCAGUUCGUCAUGUUUGUCAGACAGAAUGUGAAACAUUAUGAAUAUUCUAGUUUGAGAAUCUCUUCAAGUGAGACUGUCUUUUCUUCUUC